Molecule: messenger RNA, 4716 nt
Organism: Mobula hypostoma (lesser devil ray)
Lineage: Eukaryota; Metazoa; Chordata; Chondrichthyes; Myliobatiformes; Myliobatidae
Product: transcription termination factor 1-like
Exons: 10
Coding region: 149-3085 (978 amino acids)
Biological process (GO): termination of RNA polymerase I transcription
Cellular component (GO): nucleolus
Molecular function (GO): chromatin binding
Source: RefSeq, a predicted model, not a curated record
CGAUCCAGUGUGAGAUGAUGCUACUUGGAUAUCCAUAGUGUGUAUGAUUACGAGGGAACAAAUGAAUGCUGGUGACUACAUAUUUGUACACUAUUUAUAAUGCAUUCAGAAUAACCUGGAGGACAAUACAUUUGAAGGAAGCUGCAGUAUGGUCCGUGAUGUAGUACGUAAGGGUAAAAAACGUAAAUAUGGUGACAAUACAGCAAGGGAACUUUCUUCUCAUUUCCCAGAAGAUAAUCCAGAGACUUCUAUUGCAGAGGAUCACCAAGUGAUGCAAAGUCCCGAGUUACACGGACACAGGAAACAAAAAAAGAAAAGAUGCACCAAAUCAUUAGGUAAACGUGAAAAUUUAGAGACUGUUAAAGUGGACUGUGAAAGAGACUCAAGUCUCUUUGUAAGUGAAGACGCAAGACCAAAGAAGAAAAAGAAACGUGAAAGGAAAAAUAGUUUUAGAUCAGAAGGACAGUGUGAUGGUUCAGAUGUGCAAAAUCUCAGUCUAACAGUCAAGGCUGAAAAGAAGAAGAAGAAAAAGAGAAACAAAUCCACUUCAUUGGGAAGGUUUGACAGUUCAUUUAUGGCAGACUCUGACUUGGUUCUGAAUAAUCUACUUGUUGGUGAUGACGAAAAGGAACAGAGGGAAGAGAAAAAUCAUUCCAGAUCAGGAGUUGCAUGUGACAGUUUACAAAUGGAAGAUCAUAAGUCAUUUUGUGAGCAAAGAAAGAAAAAACAUCAUGGCAAGUCAGUGGGAGGUGACUAUGCUUCACAGGAAUGUGCAGUGGAGAUUGAGGAAGAGAAGCAACCCUCCAAGUUGAUGGGCAAUCAAGUCAAACAAAAGAACAAGAAUCGUCAUUCUCGCUUGGUUGAAGAGGGAGAUACAUCUAAGUUUAAGAUAGAGGUUACCAAAGAAAAGGAUUAUAGUAUUUUAUUGAAAGGUGACAAUAUUUCAGAGACUCCUGCAAAAGAAUCAAUACAACAAUCAAUGUAUAAUCCCAAGUCUGUGGAUGGCAAAGCUGGGAAAAAGAAGAAAAGGAAGCACUGUUCUGAUUUAGCAGAGGUUGGUGAAGUGUCUGAGUGUACUCCAGUAAGGAAUAUACAACAGGUACAGAAUUCAAUAAGGAAGGCUGGUAGUCAGAAGGAAGAAGAAUGCUCUGAUCCAUCGGCAGUAGGUGGUAUAGAAACCAUUACAGGAAAUUCUUACAAAGAGAGGGAAAUUUUAGAAUCUACAGAUGUUGAUAUGAGCACGUCAACCAAAAAGUGCAAGAAAAAGAAGAAAAUGCAGUGUAACACUUCCCUCAGUGACACUGAACAUUUACAAAAGUGUGUGAAGAAAUGUAAAGAAAGCAGCCUGUUCCCAUUUGAAACUGCUGUAGAAAAGAAUUACUCUGCAAACUUCGAAAAUCAUGGUAAGUCAUCAAAGAAACGAAAAGUAAAAUGCAAUGCAAUUGAGAUUUCACAGAACACAGCCACAGACAACUCCACGAUCAUACAAAGUACUGAAACUGUAGGGAUUGUUGCAGAACAAGCUGAACAAGAACUCCAUAAUUCCAGUACAAUUUGCCAAGGAGCUGUCAAAAACUCCAGAAAGUUAAAGCGAAAGAAAAGCAGUUUAUCUAAGUGCAAAUCUAGCAAAACAAACGUGAGGCAGGAUGGGCCCUUGCACUGCUCUGCAUUGAGCAGUGAGAACACAUUACAGAUGGUCAUUACACCCAAGACCAUUGCAAAAUCAAACAAGAAAACAAAGAAGAAACAGAAAAAGAAAUGCCAGGAGCAACAGCGUGUGAUUGUGUCUGACAAUAAUUUUAAUAACACAUCUGUUGAGCAGUCGCAAGAAGAAGGCAAAACUCUUGAUGAAAAUGCAGCCAUGCAGAUGUCUAAAUCCCAGCUGUCAGAGCUCCUCAAAGAUUUUGUUCCAAGUGCAGAAACGCUAGCAGCUGGGACACUACAUAGCAUGUAUAAAUAUGAUCUUCCACGUUUUGAAAAAUUUAAAGAAGAAGGAAUUCCAAUCCGACAAGGCAGAUUUACAAAGGAAGAAAAUGAGCAGUUGCAGAAAAACGUUAAAGAAUUAAUGGAGUUAACUGGAAUUCAAUCUGAGUGGGAGUUUUUCCAUGUUUCCGAGUCCUUUGAUGAAAUGUUAAGAAUAAAACAACUCAAGCAGAGUAAUUUAUUCUGUACUAAAUUAGCUGAAGGCAUUCCAAGACCAUGGAAGUGUGUUUAUCAGCGAGCUAAGAAGAUGUUUGAUCCUAAUCGAUGCAAAGGCAGAUAUACAGAAGAAGAAUUGAAGAAACUGAAUCACUUGCUCCAAAUUCAUGGGAAUCAGUGGAUCAAAAUUGGUAAACUCAUGGAUCGAAGUGAUACCUCUGUUUUAAAUCGGGCAAGAUUAUUAAAGAAAUCCUUGAAAACUGGACCCUGGAGUAAAAAGGAGGUGAGGGCAUUAAUGAAGAUAAUGGAGAAAAUAAUUAAAGAAAGAAUGCAAGAAUUACCCGAUAAUCUAACAAUCUCGGAUUCAGAUUCAAAAGUGCCCAAUUCAAUCUUGCGUGAAAAGUUAUACAAGAAACUUCCUUGGUCUGCAAUUGCAGAGCAAAUGGAACAUCGGAACUGGUUGCAAUGCAGGCAGAAAUGGUUGAGCAUCUUGACUGCAAAAAUGUCUGGCAAGACGAUGGCCUUGAAUACUAACUGUAACCAGAAAAAUAUCAAUCUCAUCAAGAGGUUGUACCUGUCAGGCGUUGAUGACAUUGGUGAGGUGGACUGGGAGGAACUUUGCAGCGCUGUUGGAGAUGUUCCACCUAUAGCCAUUCAAAGGAUGUUCUAUAGAUUAAAAUCCCGUUACGUACCUGACUGGUCCAAGAAGUCCUUCGGAGCUAUUGUAGAAUUCUUACAUGACUACGUAAUUCCAAAAAUGGAGACGAUGCUUUGCACAAAAAGCCAAGUGGAAGAUAUCCAUCAGCCACAACAACACAUGUUCCGAUUAAGUGAUAUAUUUAAUGAAAUUGAUAAUAGUGACUUUGAGGAUGAAGAUGAUGAAGAUGAGACAAUACAUCCAUUGAAGGAACAAUCAGUGCAAACUCCAGCUAGGGAAACUAAAUGAAAACAAUAUUCUGCAUGACAAGAAUUUCUCCAGUGUCUGCGCUGAUUGGAACUGAUGCUGUCCUGCAUGAAGUACUGAGGAAGCAAUAGGACUGGAUGUCGUCUGUUGAACUGUUUUACUUUGAUGUUAUGCGAACUUCCAUACUCCUGUAGUUUUUAAAUAUUCUCCAGUUUUAUUAUUCGACCAUUUACUGAAGAUAAAUAUUUGAUAGAUGAUAAAUGAUAAUGAAAAAGAUAAAUGAUUGCUAUUGGAAAAUUAAAUAUUUCAGGAAAUUUGUGUAAAUAAAUAAAUCCUCAACCCCUACUUUUAUGAAGAUGAAUAAUUCAAUCUUGAGAUAGGAGCAUCACACAGGUAAUUGAAUGAAUAUGCAAAAAAUCUCAGACAAGUCUUUGUAAAUAUUCUCAAUUUUUAAAUUUUAUACCUUUUUAUCCAAUUUUGAUUGUUUUGAAUUCUCAAACAGAUCUCAAUUGUCAAUGCAGUCUGAGUGUUAAACUUCUCAAUCUAAUGUUUUAAUAAGAAAAAAAAAUUCACUAUUUAAAAUUCACUGGUUUAUAUUCACUCAGAGAACAUCAAUGAUUUGUUAUGAAAUUUAAGAUACCACAAUGACAAAAUUCUGUGUAACGGUGUUCAUCAUAUAAAACAUCACAAAUGAUCAAAAGCAUUCAGGAAAAAUAACACUAGGAUGAUAAUCACUGCUUCGUAGGGGUACACGGUAGUAGUCUUGCAGACAACAAUCCACAAUUAUGAAGCAAGAUGAAUGAUCGGUUUGUAUUGAGAUAAUAUUUGAAGGCUGGAUACAAGGCUUUUUCACAAAAAAAGUACUCAGAAGGUCUCACAGCGUCUGAAGAAUACAACAGAUAAUGCUUUACAUUAUUAACCCUUCAUUAAAGCAACAAUUUCUUGCCCUUUGAUAAGUAGUACUAUGGCAUGUUGUACAUGUAUCAAAAAACAUGAGAUUUAAUAAUAUGAUACCUAUAGACUAAUUGUUUUAGAAUCAGAUUAUAAAUUAUCUGCUUGCUUACAACUUUUUGUAGUCGUGAGUACUAACAACAGAGCCCAACUAGAUUGCACACAAGUGUAAUGGGUGGGGAAUGUGAAGGGAAAAUGACGAUUAAGGUUAAUUUGCUGAUUUUUAUUUUAUGUAAACUGGUAGCAAACAGAUGGACAUUAGUGGCUCUCUGUAAUGAUGAAGGAUCAGGGCAGGACAAAGAUGUAGACUAGAUCUAUUAUCUUUCUAGUGCCUGUCUUCAGUUGCCUCUCUCCUGUGAGAUUUUUGUUUUGCUGCUCUGUCAUGCUCUUGUCUGUAUUCUAGACUUAUUGGAGCACAUUCUACAUGCCUUUUUCUAUGCCAGAUAUCUUCCCAGCAAUGCAUUUGUUUUUAUAUUAGAAUAUAGAACAUGGACAGGAAGGCACAGGAACAACUAAUGAUGCCUAAUUAAACCUUCUGUCUACAUAGGGAACCCUAUCCCUAUAUUCCCUGUGGUCAUUUGCCUAUCUUAAGACACUCUUGGAAACCAUCCCUGGCACUGCAUUCCAGGCACUUACCGCUCCGUAUGUAAAAUAAAACAAAGUGCCCCGCACGUCUCCUUUGAAUUUUCUCUUCAUCUUAAGUGUAAGUUUUCUAGUCUUAG